This is a messenger RNA of Impatiens glandulifera, 1588 nucleotides long. RefSeq names its product delta(14)-sterol reductase. Gene Ontology annotation, cellular component: endoplasmic reticulum membrane. Bases 137 to 1246 code for a protein of 369 amino acids. The record is from RefSeq and is a predicted model, not a curated record. NCBI's taxonomy places the organism in Eukaryota, Viridiplantae, Streptophyta, Magnoliopsida, Ericales, Balsaminaceae. The transcript has 13 exons. Gene Ontology annotation, molecular function: Delta14-sterol reductase activity. Gene Ontology annotation, biological process: sterol biosynthetic process.
UUCAAAUAGAUCGCGGCAGGCUGGCAGCUAGAGAGAGAGAGAGAGAGAGUCUACUGACCCAGAGACUAUUGUCUUCUUUACUCGCCAACCCAUUUAAAAGAUUGUCCAGGAAGAGGGGAAACGUUCUAUUGAAGAUAUGGAUCUGAAUUCAACUCUUCAUGCUUUAAUACCCACUUAUGAUUCUGUCAUCUUGUUGUUUGUUUUCUUUGCUUAUUUGGCGAUAGCUGGAUCCAUUCUUCCUGGAAAGGUGAUUCCAGGCGUUGUCUUAUCAGAUGGCACUCGACUACAUUACCGCUGCAAUGGCUUGUUAUCAUUACUUUUGCUGGUUAUGCUCCUUGGAUUGGGAGUCUGGAUGAAUUUUGUAUCUUCCACAGUGAUAGCAGACCAAGGACUUGAGCUUUUAUCAACAACUUUUAUAUUCAGCAUUUUAGUGACUUUUGUACUUUUUAUUGCUGGCAGCAAUUCUCGUGCCCGGAGUUCAUCCCUGAAGCCUCAUACUACAGGAAAUUUAGUACAGGAUUGGUGGCUCGGGAUACAACUGAACCCUCAAUUUAUGGGAAUUGAUCUAAAGUUUUUCUUUGUUAGAGCUGGAAUGAUGGGAUGGUUACUUAUUAAUCUGUCAAUCCUGGGAAAAUGUUUUCAAGAUGCCACUUUGAGCCCAUCGAUGUUUCUCUACCAGCUCUUUUGUGGGUUGUACAUCUUGGACUACUUUUUCUAUGAAGAAUACAUGACAUCCACGUGGGAUAUAAUUGCAGAGAGAUUAGGCUUCAUGCUGGUGUUUGGAGAUUUAGUGUGGAUCCCCUUCACUUUUAGCAUACAGGGCUGGUGGCUUUUGGUGAACAAGGUGGAGCUAACAAAAGCUUCCAUGGUUGCCAACUGCAUUGUCUUUCUGAUAGGGUAUAGGGUUUUUAGAGGAGCUAACAAGCAAAAACAUAUGUUUAAGAAGAAUCCUAAAGCUCCAAUAUGGGGAAGUCCACCAAAAGUUAUUGGAGGGAAGUUGCUUGCUUCUGGAUAUUGGGGAAUUGCAAGGCACAGUAACUAUCUGGGAGACUUGCUUGUAGCUUUGUCAUUCAGUUUACCAUGUGGCAUAAGUUCCCCAAUUCCAUAUUUCUAUCCAAUCUACCUUCUUAUCCUGUUGAUCUGGAGGGAGAGAAGGGAUGAAGCUCGAUGCGCAACCAAGUACAAAGAAGUGUGGGCUGAGUAUUGCAAACUUGUUCCUUGGAGAAUACUUCCUUACGUUUAUUGACAAAUUUGACUACAAAAAAAAGCAAGUUCUCUUCCAGAAUAUCACCUCGCAAAGGUUAUUUAUUCCUUCUCUAUGUCUCUUUAUUAAGUGUUCUCAGUUUUGAUUGAAGAUGAUAUAUAUAUGUAUGGUUGAAGAAGGAAAAUAGGUUUGUAAUUGCCUGCUUUUUGUAUGAUAUUUAUGGUCUAUUUCAUUUUACUAUGUUUCAUCUCUUGAUGUAAUUUAUUUUAUUUAUAAAUUUUCCCUUGAAGUGGAAGUCCAUGUGAUCAAAAUCUUGGAAUUCCAAAAUUUGAUUCUCUUUCCCUAGGAUUGAGAACACAUUAAUCUAUUCUUGAUUUUUGUUCC